Molecule: messenger RNA, 957 nt
Organism: Aureobasidium uvarum
Lineage: Eukaryota; Fungi; Ascomycota; Dothideomycetes; Dothideales; Saccotheciaceae
Source: the annotation of a GenBank genome assembly
AUGGCUCCGAUCAAGACUCUCAAGGAGAUUCCGACUCUCACAAGCCUGUACAAGCUCAAACACCUGACACCGGCCGCUUCAACAGUGUCUGGAGCCAGCAGCGCUUACAACGACAAGAUCUGCGUCAUCCGCACCGACAUCACAAAGCUAGAGGUUGAUGCCAUUGUCAACGCCGCCAACGAGUCGUUGCUGGGCGGAGGCGGUGUUGACGGCGCCAUCCACCGUGCGGCCGGUAGAGGACUCUUGCGCGAGUGCGAAACACUGGACGGUUGCGACACUGGCGACGCGAAGAUCACCGAUGGCUACGAACUUCCAUGCAAGAAGGUCAUCCAUACCGUGGGCCCUGUCUACUGGCGAACCAAGAAAGAGGGCAAGCACACCAGCCUGCUGCAGUCAUGUUACCGUCGCUCGCUCAACCUGGCUGCCGAGAACGGUUGUAAGAGCAUAGCCUUCAGCGCACUGAGCACUGGUGUCUACGGCUACCCUAGUCAUGAGGCGGCAGUGACUGCUAUCGGCGAGGUCAAGAAGUGGCUCGACACGGACGACAAGGCUGACAAGCUCGACCGCAUCAUCUUUUGCAACUUCAUGGAGAAGGACGAGGACGCAUACUACGAAUGGCUUCCCCAAGACCAGAGCAAGAGCGACGAGACUAAGGACGGAGAGCAGGAAGAGCACACGACCGACGACAUGGAGAACGACACGAAUCAGAUCGAGAGUAAGGACAGGAUGAUGGAAGGUGACCAGAUAAAGAGCGAGGACAAGAUGGUUGACCAGAUCAAGGGCGAGCUCGAGGUUGAGGUUCAAGGUACAGACCAGACCAAGGCUGCGGACAAGUCGGAGGAAAGCAAGAACGAGGAGAGUGGUCCAGAGCUGUCCCAGCUCCCAGACGUUCCCACCACGGAGCCAGGUGAACACGAUCUGCCUGAGGCUAAGAAACUCAAGACAGACCACAACUAG